Paramecium sonneborni is the source of this 1213-nucleotide messenger RNA. The record is from the annotation of a GenBank genome assembly. NCBI's taxonomy places the organism in Eukaryota, Ciliophora, Oligohymenophorea, Peniculida, Parameciidae.
AUGAACAAUUAUCAAGAUAAUAGUUAAAAACUCUUCUAUGAAUUAUGGAAAACUGGUAACAGAAUAUUGUGUUCAGGUAAAUUGUUAAUGGGGUAAAAAAUAUUUUUAUGGAAGUUCUGAAAAUCAUAAAUUCAUAGCCUCUAUUGUACUUAUUACAAUACCAACUGUUUUAUACUAUGUAUUCAUGGCACCAGUAAAAUAUUAUUAAUAUUUAGGAAUUGGUUCAAAGAGAUUAAGUUAUUUAGGUUGUCAUCUUUAUAAUCCUGAAUUGUUUAGUUUACAUUUUCAUUACUAUUACAAUUCUAGUUGAUCCAGGAAUCAUACCUAAAAUAGUACUAAUUAAAAUAAUAGAAGACAACAAACUAUGAAAUGGAUGAGCAGCUAAUCUUAAUUCCUCAAAAAUAUUUAAAAGUUGAUCCCUUAGCAUUAUUUGAAUCAAAAACCUUAUAAGUGAAAGGACAUUAAUUUAAAUUGAAGUUUUGUAAUACAUGUAAUAACAAAAUUGAAUACAUUCAGGUGCAAUUUAUAGACCUCCUAGAGCUUCACAUUGUCCAUCUUGUGAUAAUUGUGUUUUAAGAUUUGAUCACCAUUGUCCAUGGAUAGGUGCAUGCAUUGGAAGAAGGAACUAUGUCUAUUUUUAUCUUUUUAUUUUCUUUCUUUCUGUCACAAUGAUUUAUGUUUUUUCUACUUGUCUUGCCUAUCUUUUUGGAGACUUAAAAGAUGAUUAAGAUCAAGGAGAAUAGAUAAUAUCUAAAUUAUCAAGAAAUCCUUAUUCACUAGCCUUAGCAAUUUAUUGUUUAGUUGUAAAUAUUUAAGAAUUAAACAGUUUUCAUUUUUUGUUGUUGGAUUGUGGGGAUUUCAUACAUAUUUAGUUAUAGCAAAUGUGACCACAAAUGAAUAUUUAAAGAAACAUUGGCUUAUUUAAAGUAAGAAUCCUUUUAGAAGGUAAAUCUUAAUUUAUAUUCUAUAGAAAAAACAUAUUUAAAAAUAUUUAGCAUGUAUUAGCUUGUAUAAGAGAUAUCAAAUUUUUAAAGCUUCGUUAAUUCGUUUAUGAUCCAAAAAACUAUAAUUAAGUAUUAUCAAUUUAGUUAUGAAGCCUAUGACAUAAAAUUAAAUAAAUGAAAAUGAGAACUUAAAUAUAGAACCUGAAUAGCAACAUAAUGUUAUAAGAAGAUUAUCAAAAUAGACUGAUGAUCAUGUAGAAGAACAAUGA